Molecule: messenger RNA, 712 nt
Organism: Moneuplotes crassus
Lineage: Eukaryota; Ciliophora; Spirotrichea; Euplotida; Euplotidae
Source: the annotation of a GenBank genome assembly
UUGAAUCAGAUCUCCAAUUAUUAAGUUGAUAGGCCUUAUUCUGUUCUGAGAUCAUCAAUGUUAUGAUUGUCCAAGAUACUUCCGAAGUAGUCGAUCCAGUCCUCUGUGGUGGCAGGCUGCUCGUCAAAAUCAAGCUGAACGCCGUUAACCAUCACGGUAGGGGUCAUGUAGAUCCUGUAGUUGGCACCGAACUUCUGGGCGUUGUGAAUAGUGGCCAAAUAUUUGUAUGAGUCGAGAGUCUGGUAACAUUCGUCAUAAUUGUAGCCGAAUUUUCCUUGUGUCUCAUUACAUACUUUUCUGAUCACAUCAGUUUCACUGAGAUUUCUGGCAGCGUAGUACAAGUACUCGUGCUGAUGCUCGAAGCACCACUCGUUGAAAGCAGCGUUUACCUCUCCGUCGUGGUUCAAGUCCCAAAUGUAUGGGUUAAGCAUGGAAAGAGUGAAGGAUUUUGAGUGGGCUGGCAAAAUAUAAGUAUGGAAAUAGACCUCAACAAAGUCAGUGAGUGGCCUUCCUUUGUACAACGAGUUAAUAGCAGCCUUGAAUGGGGGAUCAAAGUUCUUGCAAUCAGAGCAGAGAAUGUCCUCAAAUACAUCAAGUCUAAUCCUGGCAUCUGGAGACUCCUUGUACAGAAUUCCUGCUGGGGUUGGUGGAACCGGGACCCCACAGAGUGCAACACCCAAAAUUAGGAGGACAGCAACAAUAAUUUUCAUUG